AGAGAGAAAGAAAGGACUUCUCUUCUUGGGAAUUGAGGUUCAUUUAGCUUCUACAUUUAUUUACAUGCACAAUCAAAGUCUGGCAGUUUCCUCUGCAACAUUAUAAGGUCAGGGGAUAAACAGUUUGCUCAUCAGUUUUUGGUUCACUCAUCUCAUCAGAAUUUCUGUCUGCCUGCACAUAUAAAGAGCUCAAGAACAUGAACCUAUUGCAGGGUGUAAACCAUUUACUUCUCCUGUCAACAACAUUCUUGGUAAUGCAAAAUACCUCUAACAUAUAUUUUAGUUGAUCUUCCCAGAUCACCCCUUACUUUGAAGCCCUGAUAUUCAUCAUUCAUCAUCCCAUCCUGAUGAGAUAUGUAUCAAGAAACAUACUUCAGGAUAAAAGGGAAUGGAAGUUACAAAUUAAGGCUUUUCAAAGCAGUUUGAAGGUUAGAAGGGAAGAAGAGAGAAAUGGGUUCAGAGAUUCCAACUUGUGUAAAAGAUAAGCAGAUGGGAUGCAUAAAUGGGAUAUUUCAAUUGUUUGACAGGCGCCAUUUCUUUACUGGCAAACGAGGUGGUUGCAAUAUCAGCAAAAGAACAGUUACAGGAAAGGAAGUGCAUGAAGAAAACAUACAAGAGGAUUUCGGAGGAAAACGGAAGGAUUUUGAUAUUCUAAGUUCUUCAACAUGUCCGUCCACUCCCUCAUCUCUUGACGAAAUCAAAAUCUCAAAACUAGGCUUAUCAAUCAAAACCGGGAUCAAGGAAGAGCGAAGAGUCAAUGUAAUGAAGCACAUAGAUUCUCCGAGGCCCCCUUUUCGGCAGCCACAUGAUCUCCUAGAUGUGGUGAAGGACUCAAUGUACAGAGAAGCAUGUUCUUUACCUUUACCUGUCAACGAUGGGGGAAAAGAAGAGGGAAGAAGAGUCAAUCUAAUGAAGCACAUAGAUUCUCCUAGGCCUUCUAUGCAACCCAACCUUGGGAAGUCAUUUUCAACGAGAAUCCAGUUGAAAUUCUUUGAAGGUCCAUUACAUUCAACAAAGGAAACGGAUAAGGAUCCUUGUCGUUUCUCUUACGACGAAAGAGAAACACGAGAAAACACAUUGAAGUCAAUGAUGAAGCAAGGUGAUCACCCAAGGCUAUCAUUAGACAGUAGGGUAAGGUCUAUAAGAUCUGAAACAAAAUCAAGUUUUCCCUUGCAGAAUCUCAAUGAAGGAGAAAAUGAUGAAUUAGGAAGUCAUAGACGACCAUCAAGUGUAGUGGCAAAGCUUAUGGGGUUGGAAAGUUUCCCUGAAGAAACAACCUCCCCUCUAGUUGACAAUUUUGUUCAACAAAGAAAGCAAAACCAGGAAACUUUCUCUUCACGGAAGGAUUCUUCCUUGUGUUCCAAACCUACAACACCAAACUCAAGUUCAAGGCUUCCACUAGAGUAUGCUCUAUGGAGUCAGUUAGACUCCACAAGGUCCUGCCAGAAAAUACCACCAAAAAGCAAGGAGGCCUCCAAAAAUCUGCAACAGGUAACCUCCUCUUCUAUAUACGGAGAAGUCGAGAAAAGAAUGAAUGCAAUUGAGCUCGAAAAAUCCAGUAAAGAUAUGAGAGCACUCAAACACAUACUUAAAGCAAUGCAGCAGACAAAAUCAAGGUUAGACAACAACACAAAAGACAUAUCAGUUCAGAAAUACGAUCACACAUCUCUUCGUGAAGAAAGAUCUCCUCCUCUCAAACAAUUCUUAUCUUCCAAUCCAAUCAAGCAAUCCAUCAUAGUGAAUGAUAAAGCACGAAAAAGAAUCAACACGAGGAAAAGUUACCCUAAUCACACUCUUCCUUCAAUACAGAAGAUGAAUAAAACUAGACCCCAAGCCGUUGCAGACUCUGUGGAACACAUGAGUGGAGGUCGAGAAUCUAUAAGCCCAAGAUUGCAAAAGAGAAAGAUUGACAUAGAGAAGCAAUAUGAUAUGAGCAGGGUUAGUAAAAUCCAAAACAAAAAACCCAAUGAAUCAGAAUACUUAAACAAGAAGCAAAGCUCAAAAUUGGUCAGUCAGAAACAAGGUUAUAACCACCUCAUCAGUGAGAUAAUAAGAAGUGAUAGGGGGAGGUUUAGUAAGCACAGUGAUGCAGCUUCGGUAAAAUCAGAAAGUGACAGUAGCUUUGCCUCAUGCAUAGAGACAGAUUUCACAAGCACAUAUCUGAAUAUUGAAAUGGAGGGGAAAUGUCAAGAAGUCCAUAAAGCGACAAAUGAUGAAGUGCAAUUGUGUGGAGAUUCAAUGAUGCCAGGAGCCACAAUCCCAGUUAAUGACCAGCCUAGUCCUGUCUCUGUGCUUGAUGCUACAUUCUUCGUAGAAGAUUCUCCGUCCCCUGUAAAGAAAAAGAAAUCAAUAGCUUUUGAAGAGCAUGGUGUAAUAAAUGUUGGGAA
This is a messenger RNA of Cuscuta europaea, 2387 nucleotides long. The record is from the annotation of a GenBank genome assembly. Lineage: Eukaryota; Viridiplantae; Streptophyta; Magnoliopsida; Solanales; Convolvulaceae.